Molecule: messenger RNA, 3977 nt
Organism: Mycena citricolor
Lineage: Eukaryota; Fungi; Basidiomycota; Agaricomycetes; Agaricales; Mycenaceae
Source: the annotation of a GenBank genome assembly
CUUAGACCAAGUCUACGGGACAGCCAUUUUCAUAAACAACAGCAAGACCUCGCUCUUUCAUAAGUUGCAGAAUUUUCGGGGCUGACGACCUGCGGACGAAGGACCUCGACGUGUCAUGGAGAAAGAUAGUUCGUAAUCCCGGGAAUGGGGAUCCGGCCAAGAUCUGGAACUGCGCUAAUCUGAAUUGAUCCUCUUCAGCCAACGGGUCUGGAUCCCAGCGGGCAUUGGAUAGAAGACCCACACCACAUGUUUAUAAGGAAACCACGUUUCCGGAUCGAUCCUCAGCCGCACCUGUCUGAUGCGAGGAAGCUGGAGAUGCGAGGGGAGCGAUGCGAUUUCUGGGGCCCCGAGAUGGUAGACGAGCUCUUCGAUAUUCGGGCAGUGCGACAGCAGUUUGUUCAUCUGACUGGACGAGUAGGCGACGUGAGGCGCAAACGCAAACUCGAGGACCUUCAAGUGUCGGCCCAGGGGAGUUAUAAACGAGACAAGUGCCGGGGAUAUCACACUGUGUAGAACCAGGGUCGUGAUACGAGACGAGAUGUAUGCGCUAGACACAGCUGGACUCGUAGCCAGUUCAGACUGGUGCAACACCAACGUCUGCAGCGCUGGCGCUAGAGAAAUUUCGGCCAGGACAUCUGGUCUGUCUGACGUCAAAGCCAGAUAACGCAUAUUUGGAGCAGCUUUCAGGAUCCCGGAUAGCCGACUUGGAAUGUCGCUCCUGUUGCUGUCUGUUUCACUGGGGGCUCUGGUCAGGAGGAAGCCUCGUCCAUUAGUGGAAAAUCAUACGUCCACUCCAGUCUCUUCAAGAAGGGCAAUGAGCAGCUGAUUCGGUCCCAUCUUUCUGGGCAGGGUCGAACGAGAAUUUCCAGACGGGGGCAAAGCUGAAGUAUUUCUGACAAGGGAAGACAACUCGGAGAUCCGGACGAGGUGGUGUGGAAUUCGAGGCGUCGCACGUAGCGACCGAAACAUUCGCCCUCGCCGUCUAUUCGUCGAAGACCGUGAAACAGAUCUGGGAGAUGACGGCAGCUCUGAAGCCGAAUAUCGUGAUAAAACAAUCCCGCGGCCAGAAUUUGCCAGCUCUUGCACACAGUGACCAAGAGUACGCAAGUUUUCAGCCGCUGGGCGUAGUGUUCCUGCGAGAGAUUGUAGUGUUCAGAUGUGUCGGCUUCCAAGAUCGUACCUCGGAGCAGGCGGCUAGCUCUUGGACGCCCUGGAAUGGGCAAUAUUCGGUUGUGUAGCAGAUACUUCCGGAAAUCUCCACAGUGAAACCGAAGAUAAUUCGCCAUAUUUCCGGAGGGAGAGGGAGAGAGAGCAUCUCGGCACGGCAUCCGGAAUCCAGACGAUGCACUUAUAGCUUCCCGGGGCGCUUACAAGCGAUUGAAGGUUUCCGAGUACACCUGUAUAAUGACUGAACAGGUGCUUGCAUCAGCCUCGCCCCUUCUCUUCUUCAAAAGCAUGCCGCGAAGAUGGCAGCUGGGCAAAGAUCGGCGGCAGCAGCAGGCCGACCAUUGUGCUGCACCGCACUGAGGUAAGGUCGGGUGUGGCACAGUGCAAAGGCGCCUCAGUCUUCAACCACAAUUGAAUUGCUUGUGUGAAUUAGACCAGUUAAGUUAGCUGCGUAUUUAGAGCGAGAGCGACGGUUGACGGGAUCCACAUGCACAUUUUGAUGUGGUACGCACUUUGAUUCCAUGAGUCCCAUGUCGCAGAGAAUUUGACAGGACGUGUAUCGCAAUAGCCCGAUUGGAAUGAGUACCUGAAGGACAUGGUCGAUGCUUAUCACGCGGAUCUUUAGAGCGAUGCAAAAACAUGGCACACCAAGGCCUCAUUAGUACUAGUAGCGGACAACCUCGACCCGGUUGAUCCGGCUGCAUAGCAGCUCAGCACAGCAAAGUGAUGACCAAACGGAACACGACAAAAUUUUUGCAAUCGUCAUCUCUUGCAUCUCUCCACAGGCAUCGCCAGGUCGUAUCGACAGAACGAUUCAGCGGAGCCACAAGCUCGCCCAAUAUUCCUGAUCAAGCAAGAAACAGGGACCUUCGUCUCUUGACCCUUGAGUGGUCGUCCGUCCGUGGUGAACCCCCUUGACACGACUCCCGCGUCGUCGUUUUUAUAUAUCACUUAUCUACUCCCGGACGCGUUCCUUGUUCGCUCCUACUUUCUCCGCCCCAAACCCACCAGGCCUCCAAGCCUACCAGCCCCAUCCUUGCCCCAUCCGGCGAGGACCCUCACCGACUGACAAGCGCUCUCGUUACCGUCCUUCCGCCCGGAACUGCCGUCCGUGGCGGUUAAAGGCUCGGUAAUCAGAGUCACCGAUUCAAAACCACCCAUAGAUCUGUCGGAUCCCAUUAGAAAAGCCGCUGCUUUUUUAGCAAAGCUAAUACCCUCUGAAUCUUCCUCCACACACGCGACUGCAACGACAACUACUACUUCCACAACCACUCCAACAACGACGACGACAACCAUCAUGUCCUUCGUCGAAACGCUCCAGGCGCCCGCCGCCAUUGAAUUCCAGACUACGUGGCGCUCAACCGAUCUCUCGUCGACCGCGACUCUCAAUCUCACAGGCACUUCCUCCCAUCUGGAUAUCGAUAACGAUACCCCUGCCGAUGUUGAUAACCACACCAUCUUUCCCGAUCUAGCGCCGCUCCAUCAAGGACACCCGGAAGUGCACUUGCGCAAUGGUGUGAUGGAAGCUGCACGGUUGGCAGUAGAACAUGAGACGGACGCGGAGGGCGCCUUCUUCGUGGCUGAUCUGAGCCAAGUUUACCGGCAGCAUAUACGCUGGCAGGCUGCGCUGCCGGAAAUUCAGCCUUAUUACGCGGUCAAAUGUAACCCGGACCCUUAUGUCCUGCGUCUGCUCGCUGGCUUGGGUGCAGGUUUCGACUGUGCAUCGAACGGGGAGAUCUCGCAAGUCCUGUCUUUGGGAGGCGCGGCGGUUGAUCCCUCCCGCAUUAUAUUCGCCAAUCCGUGCAAGGCGGUGUCUUUCAUCCGCAGCGCCGCGAAGGCCGGCGUGAACAUGAUGACCUUCGACAACGCGGACGAGCUGUACAAGGUCGCUCGCGCGCACCCGAGUGCUCAGUUGGUCGUUCGGAUCUUGACCGACGAUACGAGCAGCCUGUGCAAGCUGGGCACCAAAUUCGGUGCCUCGCUGGCCAAUGUCCCCGGCUUGCUCGCAAAAGCUAAAGAGCUCGGGCUUAAUGUGGUCGGAGUAAGCUUCCAUGUUGGAAGCGGAUGUUCCGAUCCUCGGGCGUACUCGGAUGCGAUCUCGCGUGCCCGGGCUGCCUUUGACAUGGGUGCUGCCGUCGGAUACAACUUUUCUCUCCUGGACGUCGGCGGAGGCUUUGAGGACGGACUCUUCGAGGACGCUGCUCGGUGUCUGAUGGAAGGGAUCAAUGUGUACUUCCCCGACCGACAGGGGAAACUCAAGAUCAUUGCCGAGCCAGGGAGAUUCUAUGUCUCUCAAGCCUUCCGGCUUGCUACGAACAUCAUUGCCCGGCGAGCACCGUUGGUGCCCGAUGAGGCCGAGGUUGAUGCCGAGCGCCCCAGUGUGAUGUAUUACAUCAACGACGGUGUCUACGGUGCUUUCAACUGUCUUCUAUUUGAUCACCAAAUCGCCCAUCCCUACGUCCUCUGCAUGGACGGCUCGUUCCACGUGCCGGACACCGAGCCGCUGGUCACUUGCAGCGUCUGGGGACCGACAUGUGACUCCAUCGACUGUGUCGCUCAGACGACCCGACUCCCUGGAGCUCUCCGCGUUGGCGACUGGCUGGCCUUUGACAACAUGGGCGCGUAUACUGUUUGCGCUGCCAGCCAAUUCAAUGGCUUUGCCGUGAGCAAGGUUGUCUAUACGACCGGCGGUACCGGUGCCACACAAGUUCGCCGGGUUCUUGCCAAGUUCGCUUCUGCCGAGUGAAGCUGUAGUCGAGUACUUACAAAACAACAAAAUGGACACAUUUUGCAACCGUACACCCCGUUGC